AUGACAGCCACCACAUGCAAAAACAACCUUUCGAGCAACCACAAGUUCAGCAUCCCCGACCUGAAGGUGGGGACGCUAGACGUCUUAGUUGGGCUCUCUGACGAAUUAGCCAAAUUAGAUUCCUUUGUUGAAAGGAAUUUUGCAUGGUGCUGAUGCUAGCAAGAUCUGCUGCCUAAACCUGGCAAUUUGCACUGUAGUGGCACACAAGAAGGUCUUUUCGUGAGUAAUAUUUAUAGCCAGUGACCCAUGUUCUGCAUGUAUGUUUGAACGUCAGUUCAAGUCCUUCAGAAAUUUUGACAUCAAAAUGUCGCCCACAGCGUUUAUUGUCUGUUUCCUCUGUGGUUAUUGUCAAGAAUAUGUAAGACCAACCUAACAUCCCAGUUUGAUGUUAGACUGUGUUUAAUUCUGUUCCUCAUUGAAGUUCCCCAUUGAUUUGUGGAAAAUGAAUACUUCACUGCUUUUAUCAUUGCCACAACGAGAAGAACAAAAUUGAAAAUCAAACCUAAAAGUGGCUAUUGAUGUCAUGACUUCCCUGAACUGUGUGGUGAAAAAUCUCAAACUGUGUGUGGCUGUAGGGUUCUGUAAAAUCUUUUUAUGUUCAAAUGUACUGUAUGUGUGUGUAAAUUUUUUAAAUGUUGGAAUGGUCUUGUUUGCAGAAUGAAUUAAGGGUGAAAUUUACACUGGGGUUACUGAUGGCGUAGUGGUACACUCGGCUGACUUUGGUGUGAGCAGCAUGGGUACAGUUCCCACUCAGCGACUCUACAAAUGGUUAUCUGUUUGUACACUGCAAAGUAUUCUCCCUCUUCCUGGUUUCUGUUUUUUUCCCCCAUAUCAAUCACACACAAAGGUUUCAAAUCGUCAAACCAAUUUUAAUCUCACUCAGACAAACCAAGGAAAUACAAAAUUCAGUUUUCAAGUGACAAUUCAAUUUAAUAAGGCACAACAAAAUCCCAAACCUUUUUGACCCGAUGUGAAAGAGUAAUUGUCUCCUUGUGAUAAUUGGUGACGAGUCUUUCACAUCACUCUGGAGGAAUUUUGUCCCACUCUUCUUUGCAGAAUUGUUUCAACUCAUCCAUAUUAGAGGGUUGUCUAGAAUAAACUGAGGUUUAAGGUCACACCACAGCAUCUUAAUUGGAUUGAAUUAAAUCUUAAAUAAACCUUAAUUUUCUUUUUUCUUGAGCCAUUCAGAGUCGGAUUUACUUGUGUAUUUUGGCUCGUUGUCUUGCUGCAUGAGCCAACAGUGCUUGAGUUUGGGGGCACAAACUGAUGGCCAGACAUUCUGCUUCAGAUUUUUCUGGUACACAAGAGCAUUCAUUCUUCCAUCAGUCACAGAAAGUUGUCCUAGUUCUGAGGUAGAAAAGCAGCUGUCACACUGCCACCACAGUGCAUCACUGUUGGCAUGUUCUUUUUAUCAAAUGCUGUGCCAUGUUUUAUGCUCGAUAUAAUGGGCUGCACACCUUCCAAAAAGUUCAAUUUUUGACUCAUCAGUACACAGAAUGUUUGUCCAAAAGUCUUGAGGAUCAUCAACGUGUUUUUUGGAAAAUGUCAGAUUAACCUUUGUAUUUGCUGACAUCAGGGGUUUUUGCCUGGCAACUCUCCCAGGGUUGGCCAACGUCUUUUUUUUAUGGUAGAGUCAUGAACACUGACUUUAACUGAGGCCUGCAGGUCUUUGUUUUUCGAGGUUUUUUCAUGAUGUUGAUGAGUUCUCGCACUCUUGGAGUAAUUUUAGUUGGUUGUCCACUCCUGGGAAGGUUUGCCACCAUUCCCAUUUUUCACCACUGGUGGAUAAUGACUGCGACAGUGGUUUGCUGGAGGCUCACACCCUUGGAAAUGGCUCUGCAACCUUUUCCAGACUGAUGGAUUUCAAACACUUUUUUCACAUUUGUUCUUUAAUUUCUUUGGAUACUCGUAUGAUGCACUGGUUCUUGAAAUUCAUGUUCUCUGACAGAUUAAAGAUUUCUUGAUAAAACAAGUAUGGUGGUAAUUAAGUUUGGGUGUGACUUGUGAAGUUGAAGUAACCUUUCCCAAAUUUGUGUUUAGUCACAGUGGCUUGUUAGUGACUAAUGACUUUUUUUUCAGAGGGUCUGAAAAGUUUGGAUUUUUUAAUGCCUUAGUGAAUUGAACUGUCAUUUGAAAACUGCAUUUUGUAUUGCCUUUGGUUGUCUGAGUAAUAUUAAAAUUGGUUUGAUGGAAACAUUUGUAUUUGAUAGUUAUGGAAAAAAGAAACACAAAUCAGGAGGGGACCAAAUACUUUUUCAUGCCACUUUGUAUGUCCCUUGCGACUGACUGGCAAACCAGUUCAGGCUGUACUACACCAUUCACUCCAGGUCAGAUGGAAUGAUCUCCAGUGCCCUGCGACCCUAACCAGGAUAAGUGGUGUUGAGAAUGGAUGGAUAUUUACGCUGGAGGGCAGCACAUCUUCCUCACAGUUAUGAGGACCGGGGUUCAAAUCUCAUCUUUGUCUGUGUGGAGUUCUCAUGUUCCCCUCAUGCCUGCGUGAAUGUUCUCAUGGUCCUCCAGGUACCUCCCACAUCCCAAAUACAUGGAUGACUGAUGGCCAGUACAGGGUCUACCCCGCCUCUCACCUAUAGUAAGCUGAGAGAGGCGGCAGCACACUCGCACCCCUAUGUAGUGAAGAAGGUUGCCCAAUACAUGGUUGAUGUGUUGGAAGACAGUCGAGACAAAGUGCAGGAGAAUUUAUUGGCCAAUGGAGUUGACCUUGUCACCUAUAUUACACGGUUUCAAUGGGACAUGGCCAAGUACGUUAUCAAGCAAUCACUUAAAAACAUCUCUGAAAUAAUCUCAAAGCAAAUCAUGCAGAUUGACAACGACUUGAAGAACCGAGCAUCGUCUUAUAACAACCUGAAAGGAAACCUACAGAACCUUGAAAGGAAAAAUGCAGGGAGCCUUCUCACGAGGAGCCUCGCUGACAUUGUCAAGAAGGAAGACUUUGUUCUUGACUCUGAGUACCUUAUCACCUUAGUGACUGUUGUUCCAAAAACAUUUUAUGCUGACUGGCAGAAAACAUAUGAAACACCUGCUGAGAUGGUGGAGCCCCGAUCCUCAAAUCUUUUAUUUGAGGACACUGACAGUGGAUUGUUCAGCGUGACUCUGUUUCGGAAAGCUAUCGAUGACUUCAAACACAGAGCCAGAGAGAACAAGUUCUCAGUGAGAGACUUUCAGUACAAUGAAGAGGAGAUGACGUGACUAUCUACAGAUAAAAAGAAGCAAUUUGUAGGUGGGACAAAGUAUUACCUGUGGUGUUUACCACAUAUCUUUGGACAUAUCCAGAAGCGAGAAAGUGAGUAUAUUGGUAGAAGGGUGCUGAGGAUGGAGCUGCCAGGUAAAAGAGCGAGAGGAAGACCAAAGAAAAGGUUGAUGGAUGUUGUGAGAAAGACAUGAGGGCAGUGGGUCUUAGAGAGGAAGAUGCACGCGAUAGGCUUAGAUGGAAAUAGAUGACACGCUGUGGCAACCCCUAACGGGACAAGCCGAAAGGAAAAGAAGAAGUUGAGCACAUAUCUUCCAUAUUCAAUUAUGUUCAAUAAGAAAUAUCUUUUAUUUUGUUUGUAACCUGAACUGUACUUGUAUGAUGUAGGGACCACUCGUUCGAUGGCUGAAAGUAAACUUCAGUGAAGCCUU
Molecule: messenger RNA, 3639 nt
Organism: Syngnathoides biaculeatus (alligator pipefish)
Lineage: Eukaryota; Metazoa; Chordata; Actinopteri; Syngnathiformes; Syngnathidae
Product: V-type proton ATPase subunit C 1-A-like
Exons: 11
Coding region: 2554-3207 (217 amino acids)
Biological process (GO): proton transmembrane transport
Cellular component (GO): vacuolar proton-transporting V-type ATPase, V1 domain; lysosomal membrane
Molecular function (GO): proton-transporting ATPase activity, rotational mechanism
Source: RefSeq, a predicted model, not a curated record